Alexandromys fortis (reed vole) is the source of this 267-nucleotide messenger RNA. Its product is annotated as 40S ribosomal protein S27-like. Gene Ontology annotation, molecular function: structural constituent of ribosome; RNA binding. Gene Ontology annotation, cellular component: cytosolic small ribosomal subunit; ribosome. Bases 1 to 267 code for a protein of 88 amino acids. NCBI's taxonomy places the organism in Eukaryota, Metazoa, Chordata, Mammalia, Rodentia, Cricetidae. The record is from RefSeq and is a predicted model, not a curated record. Gene Ontology annotation, biological process: ribosomal small subunit assembly; translation. The transcript has a single exon.
AUGCCUCUCGCAAAGGAUCUCCUUCAUCCGUCUCCAGAAGAGGAAAAGAGGAAACGCAAGAAAAAGCUCCUGAUGCAGAGCCCCAAUUCCUACUUUAUGGAUGUGAAGUGCCCAGGAUGCUAUAGAAUCACCACGGUCUUUAGCCAUGCACAGAUGGUAGUCCUGUGUGUCGGCUGCUCCACUGUCCUCUGUCAGCCUACAGGCCGGAAAGCAAGGCUGACUUCAGGAGGAACAUUUGCUUCUAUAACAACUAACACCGGCUCUUAG